This is a messenger RNA of Elephantulus edwardii (Cape elephant shrew), 1827 nucleotides long. RefSeq names its product UPF0704 protein C6orf165 homolog. Gene Ontology annotation, biological process: regulation of flagellated sperm motility; sperm axoneme assembly; regulation of cilium beat frequency. The record is from RefSeq and is a predicted model, not a curated record. The transcript has 12 exons. Gene Ontology annotation, cellular component: axoneme; ciliary basal body. NCBI's taxonomy places the organism in Eukaryota, Metazoa, Chordata, Mammalia, Macroscelidea, Macroscelididae. Bases 1 to 1827 code for a protein of 608 amino acids.
AUGCCUCCCACACAAGCAGAAAGUGUUAUAAAGAAUAUCAUUCGAGAAAUAGAACAAGAAUGUGCAUCACAGGGAGAAGUGGUUUCAGAAACUUUGGUUGCAUUCAUGGUGAAGGCUGUUGUUCUGGAUCCAAGUAAUGGCUUUAAUAUGGAUAGAACCCUUAUAAAAAGUGAUGUGCAGAAACUUGUUAAGCUAUGUGUGACUCGACUAUUGGAUUGUAAAAAUCCAUCCCUGGACACCAUUAAGAUGCAGGUCUACUUUGAUAUGAAUUAUACAAGUCGAGAGGAAUUUCUUGAAGAACAUCAUCGAGUUCUAGAGUCCAGAUUAGGCCCUAUUAGCAGAGAAAUUACAGACAACAGAUCAUAUGCUAGGGAAGAAUUGGAAAGCCUCUAUCGGAAGAUUGUCAGCUAUAUUUUACUACGGUCUGGACCUGCCCUGCAGAGUGUUUUUCCUCAGGCUGAGCUUGGAAUGUUUUUAACUCUUUCUAAAAAGGACAAAGAGUGCCAGCUGAAAGAACUCACCAUGAUUGUUACUGGAAUUCGUUUAUUUAACAGAGACUGUGGGAAAGGAGGAGAAGGCAUUGAUAAUUUACCAGCUAUUCUACAGGAAGCAAUCCCAGCCACUACUCAACAUAUUGAUAACCAACUUCAGAUUGCACAGGAUCAAGUCUACCGCUAUACAGCCAUUCUGGAAAAAGUAGCACAGAACACACUCAAUACUCAAGAGCUUCAGUUGUAUAUGUUAAAAGAAGCACUGUAUAAUAUGAGACAAUAUGAAAUAUUCCUUCAGAUAAUCUUGUCAGAUAUAAUUACAUGUGCUCAAGAAGUAGAAAUGAUGAUAAAGCAGUUAGCAGCUCAACUGGAACAAUUGAAAAUGACUGUUAAAUCAAAGACUGCUGUUCCAACAUCUCAAGUCUUUCCCAUUUUCAUUACACUUUCCAAUCUGUGGACCAGCUUUCAGGAUGAAACAGUUCUGCUUAGCGUUCUCAGUGAUCUAACACUUCACCUCGAGUCAUUCCUGGGCACCCAUGCAUUGCUCUUUCCUGAGAAAGUGAUACAAGAUCUUCUUGUUGGAGUGGCUGUGAAAACUGAUGUGUGUAGAAUCAAAGAACAUGUAGAUGAUAGAGUUCGUCUGGCAGAUUUCCAAAAAUUGGAAUGGCUUUUUCCAGAAACCACAGCAAAUUUUGACAAAUUGCUAAUUCAGUAUCGAGGAUUUUGUGGUUAUACAUUUGUUUCAACAGAUGGUCUCCUCCUUCCAGGAAAUCCAGAAAUUGGAAUUUUGAAAUAUAAAGAGAAGUAUUACACUUUUAGUACCAGAGAUGCUGCAUAUUCAUUUUCAGAAAAUCCUGACAAAUAUAUUGAUUUGAUUAAAGAAAAGGCAAAGAAAAAUGCAGAAUUAAUUCAACUGCUAGAGCUUCAUCAACAGUUUGAAACUCUCAUUCCAUACUCCCAGGUGAAAGAUAUCAACAAAAAAUAUGUAAAACCAAUUACAAAGUGUGAAAGUAGCACACAGACAGAUAUACACAUAUUGCCACCUACUAUUGUGAGAUCAUAUGAGUGGAAUGAAUGGGAAUUAAGAAGAAAAGCUAUACAGUUGGCCAAUUUGCGUAAGAGAAUGACUCAUUCAGUGCAAACGGAUCUUAGUCACAUGAGAAGAGAAAAUAUUUCACAGGUGUACCUUCCAAAGAAUGCUGGCACCCAAUGUAAGCAGGAAGGCAGCACCCGAGUCCCGAGGCCCCAAAUUUACAUAGCUGGUCUCCGAGGGGGACUAAAUAAAACCACCCACGGAGUCAAGGUGAACUUAACCAGGGCUGUUGAUGAAACCUAG